UAAAAUUCAGCCAUUGCUAAAUAACGUGUCACGAAUAGUGUCACGCUAAAAACUUACAAGAUGUCUGCAGCAAGACCCUUAGUAUCUGUCUAUAAUGAGAAGGGAGAGAAAACUGGCACCAACGUUGCUUUACCAGCAGUGUUUAAAGCUCCAGUCAGACCUGAUGUCGUCAACUUCGUUCAUUUUGAAAUGAUGAAGAACACCAGACAACCAUAUGCUGUAUCCCAAAAAGCAGGUCACCAAACUUCUGCUGAAUCCUGGGGAACUGGAAGAGCUGUUGCUCGUAUUCCCCGUGUUCGUGGAGGUGGUACUCACCGAUCAGGUCAGGGUGCCUUCGGUAACAUGUGUCGAGGUGGUCGAAUGUUCGCUCCAACUAAGACCUGGAGAAGAUGGCACCGAAAGAUUAACACCACCCAGAAGAGAUAUGCCAUCUGUUCUGCUGUGGCUGCUACUGGAGUCCCUGCUCUUAUCAUGUCUAAAGGACACAGAAUUGAAGAAACCCCUGAGAUACCAUUGGUUGUCUCGGACAAGGUAGAAGAAUUCAAGAGAACUAAAGAAGCUGUACAACUCAUGAAAAAACUGAAUGCUUGGAUUGAUAUUCAAAAGGUAUAUGCAUCAAAACGUAUGAGGCCAGGUAAAGGUAAAUUGAGGAACAGAAGACAAAUGAUGCGUAAAGGUCCACUCAUUGUAUUCAAUAAAAAUAAUGGUAUCUGCAGAGCUUUUAGAAACAUCCCAGGUGUUAAUCUAUUAGAUGUAUCAAGAUUGAAUUUAUUGAAAGUAGCACCUGGAGGCCAUGUUGGACGAUUUACUAUCUGGACUGAGGGCGCUUUUAAAGCUUUAGACGGUCUUUAUGGUACAUGGAAAAAAGCUUCAACUGAGAAAAAUCAUUUCAAUUUACCAGCAACUAAAAUGACUAAUACUGAUUUACUAAGAUUGUUGAGAAGUGAUGAGAUCACCUCAGUUGUAAGACCAGCUAUCCAUGAUCGUAAACGAAGAACUUUGAAAAAGAAUCCUCUUAAAAACCGAUCGGUUAUGAUUCGUCUGAAUCCCUAUGCUAAAGUUCAACAUAAAUUACAAGAGAAGCGCGAGAAGGAUAGAACUAAUUUAUUGAAUAAAAAACGUGGGCUUCCUCCAGUGCAAGAGGCACCCAAGUCUAAGAGUAUCCAAAGGAAUGCUGCUAAAAGAAAGGCAUGGCUGUCCAAGAAGGGCUUGAAGAAGCAGAAGGCUCCAAAAGCCAAACCUGCUAAACCAGCAAAGAAGGGCAAAGCUGGAAAAGGCAAAAAACCUGAUCCAGUCAAAGCCAGAAAAUAAACAUGUUGUUCUUCAAGAAUAAACUCUGAAAGAUAGCCUUGUUUUAUUUUCUAUUAAAAUUUUCAGAUUUAU
Messenger RNA from Lottia gigantea (owl limpet), 1383 nucleotides. RefSeq lists its product as hypothetical. Gene Ontology annotation, cellular component: ribosome; cytosolic large ribosomal subunit. The record is from RefSeq and is a predicted model, not a curated record. The coding region runs from base 61 to 1311 and encodes 416 amino acids. Gene Ontology annotation, molecular function: structural constituent of ribosome; RNA binding. Gene Ontology annotation, biological process: translation. The transcript is spliced from 9 exons. Lineage: Eukaryota; Metazoa; Mollusca; Gastropoda; Lottiidae.